Solanum lycopersicum (tomato) is the source of this 691-nucleotide messenger RNA. Lineage: Eukaryota; Viridiplantae; Streptophyta; Magnoliopsida; Solanales; Solanaceae. The record is from RefSeq and is a predicted model, not a curated record.
ACAAAGUUUUCACUCUCCAUAAUUCAUUUCCAUUGCACAAGCACGACACAUACACUGCACACGCAAAUUGAUGGGAGCUAAACUCACAGUUAUAGAAAACAGGUGCAACCAUGAUAUUGAAAUCAGAGUUUGGGUUUCUCCGGCUCGACCUGACAAAUUUCAAAGCAUAAUUAGAAUUGAAGGUGAAGGUGGAUGGAAGGAAGUAAAUUCCAAAAAUUUCAUCCACGCAGACGCUACAAUUCUUGAUGAUAAUGAUGAUGAUAUCGAAUUUGUAUCGUCUACCUUGCUAAUGAUUUACAUGGAUGGUGUUUAUACAGGAUAUUACUUUCUUCCAAUUCACUUAGUGAAAUACGCGAAAGUCAUCUGCGACAUUAAUGAAGAUGGACUUUUUGUUGUUCAAGGAAUCAAACCAACAUUCAAUUUCUGCAGAUUCAAGGGUUGUGCCUAUUUCCCUUAUCUUAGAGGGAACAAAAAGGAGAUGAUUUGAACGUGCAGUAUUUAUGUUUGUUAUUUUGAAUUAAUGGAAUGCACAAAUUCAAAAGUAUGAAUUAGUUUUGAUGAUAGACAAAGCUAUUGAAGAAUCAAGUUCAACACUAUAACGAAGUGAUGUGUUUUCUUUGUGAUGUAAUUGAUAUUGUUCUAGGAUUAUUAUUGAAUUAUAAUAAAUUCUAAAUUGAAGUCUUGAAUUGAA